AUGCUGGGUGUGACAGGGCUGGCCGAGGAUGCAGGAGUGGAGCUGGUCCUUACCUCGAGCAGCUCCCAGGAGGGUGGUGAGGGCACACCGUCCAGGCAGUGCCAUCCUCCCCUGCGGGAACAGCGGCCCCAGCAGCGGGGCCGGCCAUCCCCGGUGCCCGAGGAGCCGCUCAUCCUCUUUGUCCCCAAAGCGGAUUAUGGCGCUGGCUCAGCGGGACACGAGUGUGCCAGCGGGGCCACACCCCCGCCAGCCCGGGGGCCUCAGGUGUGCAGGGGGGUCACACCCCUCACAGGCGCCCCCCGAGGUCCCCGUGUCCCCAUGGCGGCCGCGUCCUGCCCGGCGCUCCUGGCCGCCUGCCUGGCGCUGCACCUGGCCACAGCCCGGGGCGACGGCUGCAGCGGCUUCGGGAACCUGUUCACGGAGAUCGCGGAGAACAGCGCGCACGGCAGCCUGGUGGCGCGGCUGCCGCCGCCGGGGGACGCGGGGGGCGCGGGGGGCGGCCCCGGCCUCCAGCUCUGCCUGGUGGGCGCCGACGCCGCCUGGUUCUACCUGGACGGGCGCAGCGUGCGCCUCAACGUGUCGGCAGGGCGGGCGCUGGACCGCGAGGAGCUGGAGUCCCCGGUGCUGAUGGUGGCCCUGACAUGUGCUGAGGACGGCUCCUCCCCGGUCGAGUUCCGGAUCAUCGUCCAGGUCCUCAACGAGAACGACAACCGGCCCCACUUCCAGGGGGCCACUGUGCUCACCCACAACGUCAGCGAGCUGGCUCCGGUGCACUCGGUGGUGUUCAGCGCCCAGGCCGAGGACGCGGACGGGGACACGCUCAUGUACGUCAUCGAGCCGGCCUCGCCCGACGCCCGCUUCUUCCGCAUCGACCUCCCGAACAGCGGCCGCGUGGUGCUGGCCAGGGCCCUCGACUUCGAGAGCCGGCGGCACCUCGAGGUGGUCGUGACCGCCGUGGAGAUGAACACCCGGGAGCGGUUCAACGCCUCGGCGCGGGUGCGGGUCAAUGUGCUGGACGGGGAUGACCAGUACCCCCAGUUCCUGCCCUGCACCCCCCGCGCCCCCCACGGCCCCCCGGUCUGCACCAGCCCCGUGUACACGGCCAACGUCACCGAGGGACAGCUGCAGGGCGGACCCCUGAGCUUCAGCCCCGGCGCCGUCUAUGCCGAGGACGGGGACAGGGGGCUGCGGGCGGCCAUCACCUACUCCCUGCUGGCAGGCCAGGAGAGCAGCAGGUUCCACAUCGACAACGUCACCGGGGCCAUCACGCUGCUGCGGGCCGUGGAGAGCAGCCGGCAGACCCCCGAGAUCUGCCUCAGCGUCAUGGCGUCGCAGGUGAACGACCCCUCCAAGUACGCGGUGGCGCGGGCCCUGGUGCGGGUGCUGGCCCCGAACCGGCACCCGCCGCGCUUCCCCCGCGCCCGGUACCGCGCGUUCGUGCCCGCGGCCCCGCGCCGCGCCGCGCUGCUGCUCACCUUCGGCGGGCAGGUGCUCGCCCUGAGCGCGCACGACCCCGACUUCCCCGAGGUGAGCGGCACCGGGGGCCGGCAGGUGCGGCUGCAGGCGGGGGGUGAGCAGGGGAUGCAGGGGGUGAAUCCCCAGGUGCGCUACACCCUGAGCCACAGCACCAACCAGAGCCAGCAGCUGUUCCAGGUGAUGCCCAACGGGCUCCUGGUGGCCCAGGCGGAUCAGCUGCAGCCCGGGCAGAGCUACAGCCUGCAGGUGCUGGCGCGGGACGAGGAAUCGGGCGAGACCACAAACACGACGGUGGAGCUGGAGGUGCUGUGGCCGGGGCAGGCAGGGACCCUUUAUGGGGACCCCCUGCCCCGUGGCAGUGGGCACCCCCCAGAGACCCCCUGCCCCCGGUGA
Messenger RNA from Zonotrichia leucophrys gambelii, 1869 nucleotides. Its product is annotated as cadherin-related family member 5-like. Gene Ontology annotation, biological process: homophilic cell-cell adhesion. Gene Ontology annotation, cellular component: membrane. Bases 1 to 1869 code for a protein of 622 amino acids. Gene Ontology annotation, molecular function: calcium ion binding. The transcript has 16 exons. The record is from RefSeq and is a predicted model, not a curated record. Lineage: Eukaryota; Metazoa; Chordata; Aves; Passeriformes; Passerellidae.